AUGUCCGGACUGGUUGCUUUGGAAUUUCAUGCAGGUAUCCCAGUGGUGCCCAUCAAGGGCAUCCACGGCACCGUGGAUUUUCCCCUGCUGGGGAUUGGCACCUGGCAGUACAACAGCACCGUCGCCAAGAUGGCCGUGGCUGUGGCGAAGAUUCCAAAGCAGCGCCGGAGCGUGGCCUUCGCAGAGGAGCCGAGCAGCCCUCCUCCCAGGCUUUCGGAGUCGGAGCUCCUACACCGAAUGACACAGAAUCAUGAGAGCAUGGUGCGGGGGAGAGCACUGGCGAAUUCAGAAACCAUUGCCCCCUUUGCAGAGGAGUGUCAGAAGAGGCUGGAGAGUCUCCAUGGGUGGGAGAGUCACGGCAUCGACUUUAACCACGAAGCCACGGAGGAGGUUAAGGUGGAAGAACGCUUUCUGUUGCCAACGAGCUCCAGCCAAUUCCCAGUGACAGUCCUGGAUGGCGUCCUUAGAAAGGAGAUGUGUGAGUCAUUCAUAAGUAUCCAUGAGAAGGUGGGCUUUGCUCGUCCACCUUCACUCCUUGUUCAUCUAGCAGAAAAGAACAAACUGGAGGAAGAAGAUGAGGAAGAUCUCCUGUUGAAGCUCGCUUACGAGCAAGCCAAGAACACUUCCGAGCUUGUCCAAAUUGAGUCUGUGGACUUUGCGGACUACCUUUGGAAGAAGCUGGAGCAGUUCCUUCCCGACGAGCACCGCCACGUCGGGAACUUCACCAGUGGAGUUUAUGAGAAAUGCGGAAUCGUUCCAGUCUUUCGGUUCAUGAGGUAUCAGAGAGACCAGGGUUUCAAGCCCCACAAGGAUCCCGAACGUGCAUACGCGGAAUAUCCCCUCAGAUCUGGCGCUGCAGCUGCACACGGUGAGUCGGGAAUCUACAAGUCCUUUUUUACGAUCGCCCUAUAUUUGAAUGACCCUGCAGAGUUUGAAGGUGGCAAGCUCAAUUUUGUCCAGAUCCACGUGGAUGAUGUGGGCGACAAGACAUACGAGUCCCAAGCCACCGUCAACCCCGCCGUAGGACGCUGCGUUCUGUUUGCACACAACGAGCUGCACGAAGGUGGCGGGGUGCAAUCUGGAACCAAGUACAUGUGCCAGUGCGAUGUCCUGUACAAGCGCGUGAGGGAGACUGUGAUCUCCGCCUUCUCCUUGGGAUACCGGCAUGUGGACACUGCGUCAGUCUACCAGAAUCAGAAAGGAGUCGGGGCAGCGGCUUGGCAUUUUAAGUGGCCCAUCAACCUCCGGUUGGGUGAGGAAUGUCGCGCUGGGGCUUUGGGACAUCAAGUCGCCUUCUUUCUGAAAGCCUUGGCUGAGAUGAAGAUGGAGCGGGACGAGUUCUUUGUGACAUCCAAGAUUCCAGGAGACGGCCCACUUCAUACAGAGCCACGGAUCAGGUCUCCUUCUCAUGUUCGCAAGAUGUCGUUUUGCGUUUGCCUGGCCCUGCUGUUCUGCCUUCUUUGGCAGAACCUCGGCGACCUCUGCGAGGAAGAGCGAGCAGAGGUGAUGCUCCUCCAGUCUCAGCUCCGAGUGGAAAGCUCGGGUCUUGACCUUAGGUUUGUGGGGCGCAGCUUCUUCUCCACGGAUCCGGUGAGCACGGCUGGGUGGUGGCUGAGAUACAGCACUUCCCACUCUUUGAAUGUGUAUGACCUGCCGGUCAUGGGCCUGGUGGAGGCCGAGGCAGCGGCAGCCGUUCAGAUCACCUCUCGGGAAGGUAACGUGGAGCAGCUUUACUUUCUGAAGGCACCGAGUUGGAGGAGCGAUCAGAACUUGACCAUGGAGGAUUUCGUGCGAGCAGCGGAGAUGUCGUGGGCUACGGUGAUGGAUAAGAAGCAGCUCUAUACCCCGUGGACGGACUAUCAUGACGGGCACAGGGUGGAAACGAUGAGGAUCGAUAACUUUCAAGCAGACAGGCAUCAUUUCCAGAACUAUGUCCCGCUACAAACAAACGACUCUGCGAUUAGAAUUAUCCGUGACUACAUCCCUAACACGACCUGGACCAUGGAAUGGUUUGCAGGCCUCGGCUCGUCGAUGACGCUGCCUCUGGACUAUAUGGAUACGGAGGCUACGGCAGAUCCAGAUGCCUGCCGGAAAGUCGAUCGCCUAUUCAAGAAAAACAUGUGGUGGAAGAGUACUUUUGCUGUGACCAACGCCUCCAUUGCUCGAGACUUUGCCAUCAGAAUCCUGGGAGCUACACCUGCAAGUGAUCCGUUUCCAUGGCCACCAAACAGACACUGCAUUGCAGCUCAGUGGGUCACCUUGCCGUACAGUGGCCCUCGUCACUGGAAAGCCUUGCAGCUCCACUUCGUGGAAGAUCCUGUCUACCGCAGUACCUUGCAUGGUAUUCCCGCUUUCCAGCAAUAUCAGCAGGAGUUCAUGCGAAGCCACACUGACUGCAUCAACAGCUUCAUGCUCAACAACCUGGUCUUAAAGGCCGAGUCCUUGGAUCCCUUCAUCAAGCGCCUGUCAGAGGCCUCCACAAGCUACUUUGUCUCCCAGGUCCGCGCUGCCGAUUCAAAACAUGACGCCACGUACGCCUUGAUAUUCUCUUUUCCCGGCAAUGAAGGCGUGACCAUCCAGAUUCGCAGUGCACAUGUGAGUGCUGCCUCUCCUACACCUUUCAAGCUGUGUGUGUAG
This is a messenger RNA of Symbiodinium sp. CCMP2456, 2637 nucleotides long. Lineage: Eukaryota; Dinophyceae; Suessiales; Symbiodiniaceae. The record is from the annotation of a GenBank genome assembly.